This is a messenger RNA of Pezoporus flaviventris, 3766 nucleotides long. It is a transcript of the gene RGS10, whose product is annotated as regulator of G protein signaling 10. Lineage: Eukaryota; Metazoa; Chordata; Aves; Psittaciformes; Psittacidae. Gene Ontology annotation, biological process: regulation of G protein-coupled receptor signaling pathway. The record is from RefSeq and is a predicted model, not a curated record. Gene Ontology annotation, molecular function: GTPase activator activity; G-protein alpha-subunit binding. Bases 112 to 657 code for a protein of 181 amino acids. The transcript has 5 exons.
GGGGCCCGGGGCGGGACGGGGCGGUGCGGGACCCGCCCGGCGGGGAGCGGGGAAGGCGCGGCCGCCCCCCCUCCGGCUCCGGGCAGCGCGGGGCCGCGCGGCCGCCCCGAGAUGUUCAACAGGGCCGUGAGCCGGCUCAGCAGGAAGCGGCCGCCCUCAGAGAUAAAUGACAGCGAGGGGCACCCAAGCAGCAGCCACCAAACCUUGAAAGGAACCUCAAAAUGGGCUACAUCACUGGAGAGCCUCCUCGAAGAUCCAGAAGGAGUGAAACGAUUUAGGGAGUUUUUAAAGAAGGAAUUUAGUGAAGAAAAUGUUUUGUUCUGGUUAGCAUGUGAAGAGUUUAAGAAAACACAGGGGAAAAAACAGAUGCAGGAAAAGGCUAAAGAAAUUUACAUGACUUUCCUGUCCAGUAAAGCUUCUUCCCAGGUCAAUGUUGAAGGGCAGUCCCGUCUGAGCGAGACCAUUUUGGAGACACCUCAUCCUCUCAUGUUUCAGAAGCUCCAGGACCAGAUAUUCAAUCUCAUGAAAUACGACAGCUACAGCCGCUUCUUGAAGUCAGACAUAUUCCUAAACCAUAAGAAGUGUGAGGAGCAAGAGGAGAAUUCACCAGAGGCUCAGACCGCAGCUAAAAGAGCGUCAAGAAUUUACAACACAUGAUACGAUGAAUCCCUUCAGGAGGAGCAAUACAAUGACUAAAUUACACUCAGGAACAGUCUAGGUUUAUAGCAGUUGCAUUUAGGGCUUGAAAAGCUCAAAACCUUCUUAGGAGAUACUUACCUUCUUAAUUGCUUGAACGACUAAUUGUUUUUGCAUGAUAGCUAGUAACAAAGUGCUCAUGGAAGGACUGUUUCCUACAUAAAAGGCUGAGGUAUUCCUCCAUAGCAUGAAUUGCCUUUCAUAUUUCACAAGCUAAAAUGCUUUCAGUUUUUGUAUUUUCUUUUGUGAGGCUUCAUAAUUAUGAGAAAUGGGAAAUAGGGUGCCUGGAUUUCUAUUUUUGCCUUGUAAUUUUUAUUUGUGACUGGGUUUUACAUCCUGAAUUGCUGGGAGAAGCUGCUGAGGAGUAAAUUGCACGUUACUUUGUGGAUGAGUCAUUCGUAGCAAACUUAAUUAUGAAGGGACAGCAUCUUUCAGGGUUAAGCUCAGUAGAAUCCAAUCCCUUCCUAUGUAACUUUGUUUUUUCAAGGUGACCUGUUUUGCUUUGCCCUUAUUGUUGAAUCAAACACUUCUCUAGUAAUGAUUUCCUCAGUAUUUGUGCAGUAGACAAUCACCUUCUUCAGAGGAUGGGAUAACCUGUAUUCCCUUAGGAACAAAAGCACUGAUUUCAGCAAAGCUUGACCAGGGCACAUCCUGCAUGUCAGCAUAACAUCAGUGUCAGAUGCCUGUAUGGGGAAGCAUCUGGUCCCUCCUAUGUCUCCUGAACAGUCUUGCUCUGUGCAGCAAGAAUACUUUGGCAAAGGACCAACCAACAAAGUCUGGCUUUGUUUUACUAAAAUCUACUAAAAUCACCUUGCCUGAUUUUGUUUGCCCCAGAGAAUUAUUUCAGGGUUUCCUAAUGUAACUUUUGAGAGCUGCAAUGGAACAGGAGCUUGACGUUGUGGUUUAGCCCUUUACACCAAGUUUGAGAGGAGUGGGAAUUUAUUUCUGCUCAAAGCAAUCCAAGGUGAAAUGGUGGUAAAGGAAGACGCUCCCAAUGAGCCUUCCAUGUUGUCCUGGGACUGUGUCAGAGCUGCAAAGCACAUUUAGGCAUACAAUUUUUUAUGUGUUCAUAUAGUUUUGAGUUAAUUCACUGCAGUGUUGCAAGAUUGCAGUUGAAGUUGGGAAAGCCCAUUAGCUAUGUGCUCUAUUUGCAAGCUUCGCAGUGUGUAGUGUAGCUGUUUCACAUUCUCUCAUUAUUUACUCAGUUACUUUUGCACUGCUUUCCUUGAAUGUUAGUUGAUGUGCCAGCUAAUCUAAAUGCCCAGUUAGCCUUUGAUCAUUUUAUAGUUCUCUUUUUUGUCAGAAAGGCCAGGUUGGGGGUUGGAACUGAAUGAUCUUAAGGUCCUUUCCAACCCUAACUCUUCUAUGAUUCUAUAUGUUUUGUACGCUACGGUUGCUAUCAAGGUUUUAAAAUUUAAGUCUAGAUUGUAAUUUUUGAGGCUGCAAACUCACUUGGCAGACUUGAUUAUUUCUUUUAACUCUGAGUCACUCUUGCAAGUAACGUGUAAAGCAACUUGUUUCCAUGGGCUCUUUCUUAGCUAGAUGUUAAGAGUGGGAUCAGGCGUUCUGAUUCUUCCCUCAGAGCUAAAUGGCCUGUGUGGUUUAGAAGAUCAAAGAAGAGGUCAGUGCCUCCAUAUGCAUGUUUUAAGGUAUAAUCCUUAUGCACUUAAUUUUCCCUUUGUGCUCUCAAAGGACUUAAUGAUGAAGUCCUAAUCUUCCUUCAGGCACUUUCAGUAGUAGUUGAUCUCGUGCUUAAGUUGUAUUUUAAUGCUUUGCUCUAUAGGAAUGAGGUAAACCCAUGCAUGAAUCUUUUUGUUGGGAUGGGGCUUAGGAAAUGGGACCAUCCAGUUCUGGACUUGCCAACUAUUUGUAAUCUCAGGAUUACCUCUUUUGAAAAUUCACUGUAAUAACAAACUCUUAAUGCCUGCCACAGCAGAGGAUGGAACUUCUGAUACCACUGAGUCCUUGGGAGUGGGCAGCUUAAAGACAUUUAGGAGUUGGGAUUUGUCUCUUCCCAGUAAUUGCAGCAAAAGUCUUAGUAAUACUGAAAAAUGCAGGACGGGGACCUUCAUGGGGAAAACCACAGAAUGAGCUCUUACCACAUUCAUCACAUGGAUGCACAGUAGAUUAAUUUUUAAUCAUAUUGAUUUUAGAAAUGCACGAGUAAGGGAGAAGAGUCUUUGACUAUCAUGUUUUAAAAUAAUAAUAAUAAUAAUAAAAACUAAACCCAGAAGCUGUAGGAACAAUGGUGGGGCAUUAAAGGGAGAAAAUACUCAUUUGUAACUGCUUAUGAACACCAUUUUCCUUGGCAACAUGCUCCCUGUCAGGUACUGCCUUAUUUGCUUGUUAAGAGCAACUGCCCCAUAGUAGACACAAAGGUGCUUUACACUACUACUACUAACCAAAAGUUACUCAAAUGGAAAUGUAUUUUUUGCAGCAUCUCAGUGCUUGUGGUGUUUAUUUCAAUACCUCGAUGUUUCUAAUUCAAUAUACCUAAAUCCACACAAUUCUAAUCUUUGAAUUGCUCUUUUGCAAAGUUCACUACCCCAUUGAUGUGUCUUUGUAGUGUCUGGUUUUGGUUUGGUUUUUAGAAGAAAACUUGUGAGGUGCAGGAAUCAAAGGGUUUUUCCUAUUACCUGUAUUAUCCAGUGAAAGAGCAAUCAAAGUAAAGCCAUGCAAGAUGUCUGUAGUUGCAGCAUGUAUAUACGUGGAGAAGGUUAUUUUGCUUCUGUUGAUAUUCUCACUGAUCGAAUUUACCUUAUGAAAUGACUUUUUCUGUACAUGGCAUAGAAAAAAAUCACGCAAGGAAAGAACUGAGUUUCCAAUAGGUAACUCAUGCAUUCCAGGAACGACCGCGAACAUUGCAUUGAACCUCAGACUGUGAGUGUGUACUCAGAGUUGCUUGACGUAGAGAUUAAAGGUAGUAUCUACUCCUGUUCGUAGAACUUACACUGAAGGUCUGAGCACAGAAAGCAAGCAAGAGAAAUUUUGUGCCUGAUUGCAUGCCUUAAACUCUACUCUGUUGUGUGUUUCUCAGCUAAAAAUUAAACUAUCCUACAAAUACACCAAA